Molecule: messenger RNA, 618 nt
Organism: Aplosporella prunicola CBS 121167
Lineage: Eukaryota; Fungi; Ascomycota; Dothideomycetes; Botryosphaeriales; Aplosporellaceae
Exons: 3
Coding region: 157-498 (113 amino acids)
Source: RefSeq, a predicted model, not a curated record
AGCUCCCGCUCGCUCUUGCGCCAUCGCCGCCGGCUCCGCGCGCUUGCUAACAGUUUUGCCCGCCUCUACUCGCUCGUCAUCGGUAUCUCGCCCCUUUUCUUCAAGCUGUCGGCAUACAUUCUGAGAGGAGGAUGGACCAAGUUCAUAGGCGCCUUUAUGCGACGGCGACCGUGCCCGGCUUCCGGUCUCGUUCGGGGCUUCCCGUAUAGUCAAGUAGGCCAUCUACUAGGUUACGAGUCGCAUCUGGGGUUCUAUAGAAGCGCCUCCACGGCGUCUUUGUUUGCCCAUCCCAGUUGCUCUCGACGUUUCCCGCGGCUGUGGCGUAGGCUGCGUGACCGUCCGCUUGCCCGCGGCGGUGGCAGUCUAUGGGGUCAAGGCUGCUCCGCUUCGAUCAAUCAUUCAUUUCCACUAAUCCGACGGAGACUUUUCCAUCCCCAUCUAACUUUAUCCAACGCAACGUGUAUGCUGUCGUCGGCUACUCUGAUAAUAAGUUUUUAGGCUAUUUAUAUAGCCUGCCGCAGUGUCAAGUCGCAUUUGAGACGCAUAUGGCCUACGACUCUAUAUCUAAAGGCGCCGCCUUCUCUAAGCACCGGGUUCCUAUCGCCCUCAAAGGCAAGA